Messenger RNA from Aspergillus welwitschiae, 1008 nucleotides. RefSeq lists its product as uncharacterized. The coding region runs from base 104 to 850 and encodes 248 amino acids. Lineage: Eukaryota; Fungi; Ascomycota; Eurotiomycetes; Eurotiales; Aspergillaceae. The record is from RefSeq and is a predicted model, not a curated record. Gene Ontology annotation, biological process: mitotic cell cycle. The transcript has 2 exons.
CACCGCUCCUAAGCUCGCCCUACAGGGUUCUGUUGUAUAUGUUGAUGUGCACACAACCGAGGGAGAGGACGCCAGUGGCAUUUUCAUUGAGCUUCUGCAGCAAAUGGGAGCCCGAUGCGUGAAGAACUGGUCGUGGAACCCUCGCGCCAGUGUAUCUCCGGAGGAGGGAACAGAGCCCAAGGAGGGCAAAGUGGGAAUCACCCAUGUCGUCUACAAGGAUGGAGGUGUUCGAACUCUGGAGAAGGUCCGACAUGCCAGAGGCCUUGUCAAAUGUGUUGGAGUUGGCUGGGUCCUUGACUGCGAACGCGAGAACAAAUGGCUCGAUGAGGCGCACUACGAAGUCGAUCUGUCUAUUAUUCCCCGUGGUGGUGCGAAGCGUCGCAAGAGCAUGGAACCACGCGCUUUGAGCAACGUCAACGGCACUCUCGUCAAGACCGACGCAGCGAGUGCAUCUGCAAACCGCAGACGGUCCAGCCUUGCCCCUCCCAAAGAAUCCACCCCCAGAGAUGCGACACCCUCUUCGCGUGAUGAACCAUCUACCCCCCACGCCACUCCUAAGAUUGGCGCCGGUCACACGGAAGCAGACCAGCGGUACUGCCACACGCCCAAGACCCCGGGCUACACCUUUGACAUGGAUGCCAUUGGCAUGUCACCGGCCACACCAUUCUACCUGUCGCAGCGGACGAAACUCGUGCAACAGACCUGUCCUCCGAAGCAGACCCGGCAAGGGCUCUUUACAACGCCGGCUGCGGCGCGCGAGCCAAACCAGAAGCUGCGGGCCAAACUGGAGGCGGCCAGACGAAAAAGUCUGGCGUAUAAGCCACGAGUGGGGAGCCCCCUUGUUGAGUAGAUCUUUGGUUAAUUUUAUUCCGCUCUGGAUUGGUCUACUUUUGUGCAUGAAAUUCUGGUUACUGGAUAAUUGUUUAUGGUUAUGGUUAUACUACAUACCCCUUUGUUGUCUAGUGGCGUCUGGUUGGAUUAUAGUAUUGGAAAUUCAUUUCAUAUUCA